Molecule: messenger RNA, 1650 nt
Organism: Talaromyces amestolkiae
Lineage: Eukaryota; Fungi; Ascomycota; Eurotiomycetes; Eurotiales; Trichocomaceae
Exons: 8
Coding region: 1-1650 (549 amino acids)
Biological process (GO): transmembrane transport
Molecular function (GO): transmembrane transporter activity
Source: RefSeq, a predicted model, not a curated record
AUGGGGACAAAUCAUGAUGGUGCGCUUCACCACCUCGAGGAGGAGCUUCACACGAAGAUCUACCCCGGAACGGAGAUUAUGACAGAUGUUGGGUCCCAUCAUUUCGUCAAAUCUUCCAUCAACUCCAAGCAGGUUCUUGUGCCACAGCCAUCCAAUGAGAAGCAUGACCCUCUGAACUGGAACCGACGCUGGAAGUUCGCCAUUAUUGCGCUGUCGACCACCCUUAGUUUUGCACAAGGACUAGGACCUCUUGCUCUUGCGCCAAUGUUUGGGGAGCUCAUUGAAGCGUUCCAUAGUGAUUUGCCUUCGGUUGUACGGUUUACAGGAGUGUGUAUCCUAGUUCUCGGAUUCAGUAACUUUAUUUGGGUUCCCAUGGCCCAAACCAUCGGAAGACGUCCGGUAGCAAUCUUUUCAUCUCUGAUCUGUCUAGCUUCGAUGAUCUGGCGAGCCAAAGCGACCACAUACUCGAGCUUCAUGGGUGCUUGUAUCCUGAAUGGUAUCGGAGCCGGCCCUUCUGAGUCUCUUCAACCUCAAGUCAUUGCGGACACUCUAUUUCUCCAUGACCGAGGAGCAUAUAACACGCUCUAUUUUACAUUUUACUUCGGUUCGCUAAUGGUCGGCCCAAUCAUCUCAGGUUCAAUGGCUUAUCAUGUUGGAAUGCAAAAUUUCUGGUGGCUCAAUGUAGCCUUGUUUGCAGUUCUGAUUAUCCUUUUGAUAUUCUUUUUCCCGGAAACCAAGUGGCAUCGAGACCAGCCGCUGGAGGCGGAUACUGUGACUCCCACAUCAACAGAGCUACAAACGCCUCCUAACCCGAAGGGCGAGAUAACCCAGCCUACCGAGAUCGAAAGCACCAAGAAUGAGGCCGAACCCGUGGAUGAAUGGCUACAUCGUGGCUCCCCAGCCAAAUCCCAGUUUCACUUCUGGAAGCUUUCUCCUGAACCCGUUAAGACAAUGGCCAUCACGCUGUGGAUUCCGUGGAAACUCCAUUUCUUCCCCAUCGUCGAAUUCGCAGCCUUUGUCGUUUCAUGGUCUGCCUCGGUGUAUUUGACGGUGAAUUUGACUCAAAGUCAAGUAUUCGCUGCACCACCGUACAAUUGGUCCAGUCAGUCUAUCGGCUUUACCAACUUUGCGGUUUUCAUCGGUGCUCUUAUCGGUUUGGCGACGAAUGGACCUUUGUCGGAUUGGAUAUCUAUGCGCGCAACACGCAAGAAUAACGGAGUUCGUGAGCCGGAGAUGCGUUUGCCUGCUAUGAUUCCAUACGUCCUGAUAGCGAUUUUGGGAAAUUUUAUCGUUGCAUUCGGUUAUCAGCAUAGCUGGGAUUGGAGGAUCAUUGUCAUCAUCGGCUACACCUGUUCCGGUAUCCAAGUCGCUGCCCUCCCCGCCAUUGCUAGCACAUAUGCUGUCGACAGUUACAAACCCGUCGCCGGGUCUCUCUUCGUGAACAUUACAAUUAACAAGAAUCUGUGGGGUUAUGGUUUCAGUGAAUUCAUCACUAAUUGGAUUGACAUGAGCGGGUUUCUCUCACCAAUCAUGUUGAAUAUGUGUCUUCACGUCUUGUGGUGUUCCUUUGGAAUUGUGUUUUAUUUCUGGGGAAAGCAGUGUAGGAAGUGGACUGCAAAGUCGAGCGUGCACCAGAUGAGUGAUAUUUAG